ACGAUUACGACGAUUGCGGUAAAACACUAUAUAAAUACGACGAAGCAACAAUACAGCACUGUUUAGGACACAUUUCCAGCUCUCUCUCCCUCUCUGUGUGUGUGUUGCACGGUGUGCAGGCUACCCAGAAGUGAACAAAGCGACCCGGAAGCGGUGGUCGUGUCGGAGGCUGGCAGAAAGAACAUCAACCUUUUAUAUUAUAGCUCUUCUGGAAAGAGAACAUCUGCAAUCACGACUCCCUCAGGAUGGCGGAACCCCGGUUCAACAACCCAUACUUCUGGCCUCCUCCUCCCUCCAUGCCCAGCCAGCUGGAUAACCUGGUGCUCAUCAACAAGAUCAAGGAGCAGCUGAUGGCCGAGAAGAUCCGCCCGCUCCACCUGCCCCCGACGUCCAGCUCCUCCCAGCAGCCCCUGAUGAUGCCCUCCUCGCCCUCCGACGGAGGGGGUGGUGGUGGUGGCGGUGGCGGCGGUGGUGGUGGUGGUGGCGGCGGCGGUGGCGGGAUCCAGCAUGGCAUGCAGGUGCCCAAGCUUCAGCCCCACCAAGUACAAGGCCACCACCCCUCCCAGCCCCAGUCCCAGGUGGGCUCCGGGCAGCCCGACAUCGCCCUGCACGCACGCCCCCCCUCCAGCUCUGGACCAGGUACGGUGGGGGCGUCGGCACAUUGGAUCUCUUACAACUUCUCAGACGCAAACAUGGACAACAUGUCAGCAGUGAAGGCCAAAGGAUUGUGGGAAGACUGGCACAUGAGGCAGAUUGGUCUGGCCCCCUCGUCGCGACCCGAGAACCACGGCACCUCGGAGGCCCUCACCCCCACCACGCCUACCUCCAGCGGCCAGAACCGCAUGGGCGGGGCCCCUGGCGUCAACAUCCUCUCCGGGCUGGCCAGCGGCCCCGGCAUGGACCACAUGAAGGCGGGGGGCCUGGCGGGGCUCCUGGGACCCCCGCCCAAGGCCCCCCGGGGCCGGAAGAAGAUCAAGGCGGAGAACCAGUCGGGCCCCCUGCUGGUGGUGCCGUACCCCAUCAUGGCGGACCAGGGCUGCGUCACCAUCGCCCCCAAAGAGGGCAAGACAUACAGGUGUAAGGUGUGCCCGCUCACCUUCUUCACCAAGUCGGAGAUGCAGAUCCACUCCAAGUCCCACACAGAGGCCAAGCCCCACAAGUGUCCCCACUGCUCCAAGUCCUUCGCCAACGCCUCGUACCUGGCCCAGCACCUGCGCAUCCACCUGGGCAUCAAGCCCUAUCACUGCUCCUACUGCGAGAACUCCUUCCGCCAGCUGUCGCACCUGCAGCAGCACACCAGAAUCCACACUGGUGACCGGCCGUACAAAUGUGCCCAUCCGGGAUGUGAAAAGGCCUUUACCCAGCUCUCGAACCUCCAGUCCCACCAGAGACAGCACAACAAAGACAAGCCGUACAAAUGUCCCAACUGUUACCGGGCCUACUCGGACUCCGCCUCACUCCAGAUCCACCUUUCAGCGCACGCCAUCAAGAACGCUAAGGCCUACUGCUGUAGCAUGUGUGGGCGCGCCUACACCUCAGAGACCUACCUAAUGAAGCACAUGUCCAAACACACGGUGGUGGAGCACCUGGUGAGCCACCAGUCUCCCCAGAGAACUGAGUCCCCCAACAUCCCCAUCCGCAUCUCCCUCAUCUAAGCCCCGCCCCCAGGACCCUGGGACCCAGCAGCAGACACGGUAUGAUGACGAUGACGAAGACGACGAUGAUGGUUCGUAGUCCAUAGGCCUGGAGAGAGAGUGGGGCCCUAUACCCUGCACACGUGGCCCUCAACAUUAGGUCUACCUAUGCUAUGAACACCCGACAUGAGUAUGGGAGGAGGGGGGAGGAGGGGGGAGCCUGUACUUGGACGACCUCAGACCUCCCCGCCACCCCUGUCUGUGACAUAGGUCAUCUGCUGAAGCGAUACUCGGCAGCACACGUUGCUUUGUUUUGUUAGUAUUCUUUUGAUUUUGUUCCCUUCCCCCGUUUGACGAAUGUAACGAUUGAGCUCCAUUAGUGCGACGAAACUAGUGGUUCGGACUAGUGCGACGAACUAGGGGAACGAAGCGGGCCGAGAAUGUCUGGCGUCAGAUUCAGUCCGCACCUUGGUAGGCGUAUGUUCGCUGCCGGAUGCAUCGGCCCCUUUCAGUUUUAAUGUCCUCGUUUGUUUUAUUUCUUUCAAUUCCAUGAAAUGGGUUUCGAAAAAAAACGUGCCAGAUGAAAUUAGCCCUUAUAAAGAAAUUGAGAAAUAUACUUUUUUUGAAUGAGUUUGUUGGGUGUACUCUGUUCACAUCCAAAGAUAAUCCUUAAGCACUUUUAGGCCUUGCGGUUACGGGCUCAUGUUGUCUUGGAGAAAGGAGAGCCAAAAUGGCAUCACUUGGGGCAGCUAGGAGUACGGAUCAUGUCUAGACCAACAGUCGUUCCCAUUACUGUUUAUUUGUUCUUUUUUAUAUCGCGCAUAUAUAUAUAUAUAUAUAUAUAUAUAUAUAUAUAUACACGUUUACAGGGUCAGAUCCACCUCCAUUAAAAGAAGGGCAAUCGGUAGGAGACAAUUCAAAAGACUCUGCUGUUAAAGUGGUGUAUUAUUUAAGGAUAGCUCCAGUAUUUUAAGUUGCCCAGACUGAUGAUCAGCCAAGUCUUUCUGUUGGGUCCAGCAGGGCAGGAUGCUUUAGCCAGCUGCCAAGACAAUAAUUUGGGUGGACUGCAGAGCUGAAGGAGCUCUUUUUGGCACAGAGGCGGAGUGUUUGAAGCAUGCUGCAAUGUUGGUUAUGCUGCAAGUUUUUUUUGGACAUAACUGAAAGAUAUGGUGAGGGAUGAAUGAAGCAUUCUUUUGAAUUGCUGGACCAAUUGAAACGACUCUAGUCUGUACGACUCUAAAUUAUUUCGAAAAAGUAUAGAAUCAAGGUUUAAAAAUACCGUGACGUAGGCGAAACAAAGUUUAAAAAUACUGUUUUCCACAUCUUCUAUUGCACCAUAUUUGAUGGUUUUAAUCUUUGCUGAAAUUCUUUGACGAUAAACAAUUCAAUUACUGUCCUUCCGUGCCAUACAGGUUUUUGAGCUCAUGUAUCAAUUAUUAACUCAGAAUAUGUUGUUCAUAAAUGCUACCGACAUCUGCUUCUAAUGUGUUCUGUUGAUGCAGUGUAGUUGUAUCAACUCCAUGUUAUUUUCAACUAAAAGUUUCAACUGUUACUCGAUUGAAAUAGGCCGCUCAUUAUUUGACCAAAAUGUGAAGCUGUUAUUGUAUAACUAUUCUGUCCCAAUAGAGUAUUUUUAUACUCCGUCUAUGAAAAAUAAUGCCAAGCUUUACCCAUUUGAACUGAACUGCAGUAUAAAGGCGUAUUCUUUGGGCCUUUUUUGACAAUGUGGGCACAAGGCUUCUCCCUCGAUAGUUUUUAUUUUUAAACUUUUAGUAUUCCUUCAUUGUAUACAGUAUUGUUUGUUGUAUUUUAAUGUAACUUUUAACCUCUGGUCACUCGGGACGGUACUAAUAGGCCGAUGUGCACGAUUCCAGUUUCGGAAAGUAUAAGUCCUGCCACAUCUUUAAAAAUACCCAAGAGGACCUUUACUUUCUUAACAGGAAGUUCCAUCUCUGCUUGUAAACGGGCACCCUGUAUUCAGCAGGGGACCAAUGAAAGGUGCUAUCAGUCGAAUAAAGUUGGAGAUGGAAUUGAGAAAUAUUGUAAGGUAAAUAUACAGUAUAAAGUAUGUUUUCAAAACAAAACGAAAAAAAAAAAACAGAAUAAAAACUCAAGCCCUGAGAAGGCCUGAGAGAACUCAUCUACGCCAACAACAGACCCUGCCUCUCUAACGUGAUCCUCUAUUUCAAGAUAAGGGGGAAUUGUACAUGUUGCUGUACUGUAAAACAUGUAACUCAUCUAUUGUAUCUAUUUUAUGUUUUCAUAAACCAUCCUACUUGGGUUUUUAUAAAAAAAAGUAUAUUUCUGUAUAAACUUACUGUAAUGAUUUUUAGUCUACCUGUAUCGUAUUAACAUUCAUGUUUUUACACCAGUUCUUUUCGUCUAAGCCUUAACUGUUUUAUCAUCCCGCGACCAAUCUAUUCCAUCUCUGUGUAUUGUGUUUUGCAGUAUUCAAUCGUGUAGACAUUUGUUUUGUUUAUUUUUUUAUCUCUUCCGCAUGGAGUAACCCAAGCUGUAAUCUGUAUAAUAACUGUUUAACCCAUGUUCUCUAUCAAAAUAUAUUGUGUAGAUUUAUGACUCCUCUUCCUGUCUUGCAUUGUGGUUUCAUAUACAGUUUCUAGACAACUAAAUAUGCACAGCCAGGACUGAGAAGCAAAACUACAAUUAUCAAUGUUUAAAAAAAAAAAAUGAAAGAAAAAAAAACCUUUGUAUCUUUACCUUGUUUAAUAAACAGACUGUUAUAAACUCAAAUUGAUUGCCAAUGUUUUUUUAAUUAAAAGACGGAUUACUGCCUAAGAACAAUAUUAAACAUGUGUGUGUGUGUUAAGGCCAAUUUCCACAAGAACCGUCACGAAAGCGGUUCAUGUUUGAUUUUGACAUGUUUGAUUUUGACACUUUCUGUGGUCUGUCCGUUUUUCUAAUUUGAGUGUUUAUGACUCGCAUUUCUAGGCAAAAGCCUCUGUAUUCUAUCCCAGUUCCUCUCUGACUCAGACUUGGACUUCCCUGGCGGUAGAGAAGAGUUUGAGAAAUAUCAGAAAAGCACUACUAUGUUUCAGUUCACUUUAUUUAUGAAAAUAGGUUUCUGCAAACAAAAAACUAAAACAACCAAAUAUUUACAAGUCAAAGCGGGUAACAUUUGUCCAUAAGGACACACGCACAAGAUGACAGUUGAGGCUGAGGCACAGUGACACAAUGAGAAGU
Messenger RNA from Gadus chalcogrammus (walleye pollock), 4835 nucleotides. It is a transcript of the gene znf362b, whose product is annotated as zinc finger protein 362b. Gene Ontology annotation, biological process: central nervous system development; negative regulation of transcription by RNA polymerase II. The record is from RefSeq and is a predicted model, not a curated record. Gene Ontology annotation, molecular function: DNA-binding transcription repressor activity, RNA polymerase II-specific; RNA polymerase II cis-regulatory region sequence-specific DNA binding. The transcript is spliced from 9 exons. Gene Ontology annotation, cellular component: nucleus. Bases 246 to 1655 code for a protein of 469 amino acids. NCBI's taxonomy places the organism in Eukaryota, Metazoa, Chordata, Actinopteri, Gadiformes, Gadidae.